AUGGAGGAACUCCCUGUAAUUGACAAGGAUGUUGAGAAGAAAUUUCAAGCCAAGUUUGCGAUUGUCCGUCGCGUAGCAAGCACCCUUGUCGAGCAAGCGUUACGAUCGGACGAGUCCGGGGGAAAGCCCGACCUGGCGCUCGCUCGAGAGCAGCAGAAAAAGUACAUCGACAACCUUCGAGAUUUGGGCAUUGAUGUGCAUGAAUUUGACAGCGAUGAUCGUCUUCCAGAUUGUUGUUUUGUAGAAGAUGUUGCUGUAUGCCAUGACGGUAUUGCUCUCAUCAACCGUCCCGGUCAUCCCACAAGGCAAGGAGAGGAUGAGAUCAAGAGUGUGUCCAUCUUUGUGGGUGGGUCCAGUUACAUAUUGAGUAAGUCCAGCGGCGGUUAUGAGAUCUGUAAAAAUAGUAGCCUCCCUAUCAGUCGAGUCAUCUACAUGAAAGUUGAAGUCUCCGGCGAUGAGAAGUAA
Messenger RNA from Strongylocentrotus purpuratus (purple sea urchin), 465 nucleotides. RefSeq names its product N(G),N(G)-dimethylarginine dimethylaminohydrolase 1-like. Bases 1 to 465 code for a protein of 154 amino acids. The record is from RefSeq and is a predicted model, not a curated record. Gene Ontology annotation, biological process: positive regulation of nitric oxide biosynthetic process; arginine metabolic process. Lineage: Eukaryota; Metazoa; Echinodermata; Echinoidea; Camarodonta; Strongylocentrotidae. The transcript has 2 exons. Gene Ontology annotation, molecular function: dimethylargininase activity; amino acid binding.